This is a messenger RNA of Bombina bombina (fire-bellied toad), 2073 nucleotides long. RefSeq names its product zinc finger protein 879-like. Lineage: Eukaryota; Metazoa; Chordata; Amphibia; Anura; Bombinatoridae. Bases 47 to 1468 code for a protein of 473 amino acids. Gene Ontology annotation, biological process: negative regulation of transcription by RNA polymerase II. Gene Ontology annotation, molecular function: DNA-binding transcription repressor activity, RNA polymerase II-specific. The record is from RefSeq and is a predicted model, not a curated record. The transcript is spliced from 8 exons.
ACAGAACUUCCUCUCAUUGCAUCUGAAUAACCCAUGAACAAGCAUAAUGAGCAAGGAUAAGAAGAAAAUGGUUGAGAAGUUCUUGGCUCAUGCUCUGGAAAUUAUCUACCUGCUGACUGGAGAGGAAUACACCAUUGUGAAGAAAGAUUCUUCUAUCAACAGCUGUAAUCAGCAGACUGGAGAGGUCCCUAUAAAGUGCGAUGAUGUUGCAAUGUAUUUCUCUAUGGAGGAGUGGGAAUAUAUAGAAGGACACAAGGAACUUUACAAGGAUGCCAUUUUGGAGAAUCACCAGACACAGAAGAAUGAAAACAUCCCAGUAACUGGGAGCCCAGAUCAUGGUUAUGAAAAUCUAGAUAUAAUAUCAAUUAGUGAUGAAUCAGAAGAGGAGACAGAGGAGAAAGCUGUUCAGCACAUGGAAAGAUAUUCAGCGUUUAAUGGUGGUGAGGAAAAUUCAGAUGGCAGAAAUGCAGAAAGCAUUGAGGAAAUAGAGGAAUCCAGUGUAAUAAAACAACAAGAAGCUCAAGCAGAGAAAACAGGUGAAGAUACAGAUAUUAAAAUACACAUAGAAACUUUCUACAACGAUUCAGUUUGCAUGGAAGAGGAUCAUUUAAAAGCUGUUCAUCAGAUGGAAAUGUAUUCAGAUCCCUGUACAAGUGGAAUGAAUGCAGAAACAUGUGUUGGAGAAACCGAGGAUCUGUUUGUAAGAAAUUGUCUGGAAGCCCAUAAUCAGGAAAUCAAUAAAGAAUCCAACAUAAAUAGACCAGAGAGCUUGAAUUUGGUUGAAGAAACACAAACAGGACCCUGUUCAUCAGACGGAAUGUUGGAAGAACAUAUAAGUCAUUCUCAAAGUAUCCAUGAAGGAGAGAGUGAUAAAAACUAUUAUAACAAAUCAGCUAUAUGUGAGGCAGCAAACCCUUUUUUUGUUCCAGUGUAUUAUAAACAUGGAGUAAAGUUUGGCAGUAGUGCAGCAUAUAGGACUUUUAGAAUUAAGAAGAAAGAAACCAAAGAUAGAAGAGCAAAUUGUGAAGAUCACUAUUCUUGCACUGAAUGUGGAAAAAACUUUUCUCAAAGUUCACAGCUGAUUGAACACCAGAAAAUACAUACAGUUGAAAAACCAUUGGUUUGCCCUAAAUGUGGCAAAUGUUUCUUCCAAAAAUCAAGUUUAGCUAUACACCUAAGAACGCAUACAGGAGAGAGACCAUAUGUUUGCCAGGUAUGUAAAAAAUGCUUCUCUGAUAAGUCAAAUUUAGUUAGACAUCACAGAAUUCAUACUGGAGAGAAACCCUAUAUUUGCUCUUAUUGUGGGAAAGCAUUUUCCAGACGAUCAUAUCUGUUUAGACACCAAAAAGUACAUACAGAGAAGAAGGAUUAUAUGUGUUCUGAGUGUGGUAUAAGCUUUUCUCAGAUAUCAAGUCUGAUUUCACACCACAAAAUUCACAAAAUGGAAAAAAUGUAUGUUUCCUUUUAAUGUGAAAACCUUUUGUCCUUGUGAUAAAUCAUGUAUUUUUGUUGAGGCUGCAGUUAGGAGCAAUGUUUUCUAAAUGUGUUAUUUCUGGGAAGAAAAUUCUUAUAGAUGAUACAAAAAGCAUACAGAAUUAUUGUUUGCAGACACAAAAAAUAAUAAAUGUAUUUAUAAUGAUUUAAUCAGUUGCACUUUUUAAGUGGUACAGUAUGUAUGUAUGCAAAAAAAGUACUUUUUCUCCUGAAUUAUACAUUACUAAAGAGAUAAGAGUUACUUAUUACAUACAAGAAAACAUUUUAUCUUUUGUGUCUCAUAUAGUGGCUAUGCUUACUAAGCAUUGUAUGAUUUCUUUAGUUGACAACAUGAAGUACUCAUUAUCAAUAGGACACUAUUUGGACUGACUGACUGAUGGGAAUUAGUUUAUGGUGAAUGAUAAAAACAAAACAAAAAAACUGUUGAAUUAUUUGUAUGCAAUUAUUGUUCAAAUAUCCACUUCCUCUAUUGUUUUACGCAAAAAAGGAGUAAGCACUCAAUGUUCUCUGGUUUUAAUAUCUUCCAUGCCAUUGAGAGCAAUUUUAAAAUAAUACCUUAAAAAUAAAAAGAGAAAUCAC